UUUUUUCUUUCUUUCCCUUUUUUUUUUUUUUUUUUUUUUUUUUUUUUUUUCUGGAGCCUCCAAAAGGCUCACUCGCCCCUUUCAUCUGCUGCCGCGGCCCAAUGGGAAGGCGGAGGCUGCCUGCAAGUGGUCUAAUCUCAAUGAGGUGUCAAUCAUGUUCCCCGGUGGGUGAAGUAAGGUCUUUUGUAACCGCCUCUGUCUUUGGGAAAGAGAGGAGAGAGGAGGAAGACUGGAGCGGAGAGGGGGACGCCGGACCGUGCUGCAGGAGAGGAACUGAGAUUUGAUCUCGCUUGUGCGUUACCAGAGAGAAGCGGAGCACAUGGAUUUCUAAACACGCUGGGAUUUUAUAUAUCUACAAAAAUAACAACAAGCGAACCUGACCCUACUGAAAACAGUCAAAUGAAUCUUAACUGCAGAUCAAUGCAGAGAGAUGGGGAAACUUCACUCGAAACAUGCUGCCGUUUGUAAACCCAGAGAAAGUCCAGAAGGUGAUAGUUUUGCGGUGAACGCCUCUCUGGCUCGCAAAGGGCUGGAGGACUGGAUGGUGAAGCAGAAAUACUCCGGGGGCAGCAGCAGCGGAGGCAGCAGCUCGGGACUCCAGCAAGGCUGCCAGCACCGGGCUGUUUGCAGGCUCUCCAGCGCCAGGAGCCUCACUGUGUUUGUCCUACAUGCCAGGGAGCAGCGGAGAAGGGAUUUAUCUGGGGAAGGCUACAGAGACACUAUUGGUGAUGAACACUUUCAUCUAGAAGUGGCUUUGCCUCCAGAAAAGACAGAUGGAGUUUGCAGUGGAGAUGAAAAGAAAGCAGAAAAAGAAAGUGACACACGCACAGGUUCCAAGAAGCAACUGAAAUUUGAAGAAUUGCAAUGUGAUGUGUCUGUAGAGGAAGAUAACAGGCAAGAAUGGACCUUCACACUGUAUGACUUUGAUAACAACGGAAGAGUCACACGCGAGGAUAUUACAAGCUUGCUUCAUACCAUCUAUGAGGUAGUUGAUGCAUCAGUAAACCAUUCUCCUAGUUCCAGCAAAACUCUGCGAGUGAAACUUACUGUGGCACCAGAUGGCAGCCAGAAGAAAAAGAGUAUCUUAUUAAAUCACACUGAUUUGCAGAGUGCCAGGCAUAGAGCUGAAAGCAAAGCUAAUGAAGAAGUGCGAAGCUCUGAGAAGAAGCAGCGGGCUUCUCUCAGAUAUCACCAGAGUGAGAACAAUCCAGGGCAAAGUGGGUGCUAUCGUCAUUGUGUUGAUGAGAACAUUGAAAGGAGAAACCACUAUUUGGAUCUUGCAGGAAUAGAAAACUACACAUCUAAGUUUGGGCCAGGAUCUCCUCCAGCAGCUCAAAAACAUGAUCCACCAAGCAGAGUUGUGAAUCAGACUAGAUCCCGUUCUCAUGAACCUGAAACCUUCCAUGCUCACCAUAGGAAAUCUCAAGUGGUGGAUACAAGCCACAUCAAUCUGGCUGAAAGUUCCUAUGCCAAGAUUGCAGAAAUCCAACAGAGGCUCCGGAACCAGGACUCAAACAAGCACUUUGUGAGGUCUCCCAAGGCCCAGGGCAAAAACGUUGCCCCUGUACAUCCUGGAAGGGCAGUCAGAAAUAAGCCUUUUCAAGGGGCGCCCAUGCCGAUGGCUUCCCCAAGUGCACGGGUGGGCCAGAAUCUUCCUUACCUCCCCUUGCAAUCUCAACAGGUUCACAAGAAGCAUAAGCAGAGGGCAAAGGAGAGUCACCAAAUGUGCAAAUCCUUCCAGUCUCCAGGGACAGUUGUGGAAAAGGAACAUGUGAGAGACCUGCCCACAGUCAUUUUAUAUGAAGGCCAAGUUGGACAAAUGAUUCAAAGACAUGAACACCACCACCACCAUGAACACCACCACCACUACCAUCACUUCUACCAGACAUAGAAGAGAUCCCACCAACAUCCUCCAAGAAUCAUCCCAUAUGAAGGAAAUGUGUUCUUGUGAUACCAGAACUAAGGCAUUACUAUGAUUAAUAUUAUUGUUACUCCAUUAAUAUUCAGCUAGCAUAUAUUUUAGAAGUUAUAUGGAACUCUUGAAAGUUACCGUAUUUAUAUGUUGUGGAACUGCAUAGCUUACUUAAACACCUUGUGAAUUUUAUUUGUGUUUUAAAAGUGGCUUGUAAAACAGCAAACAGCCAUAGCUUUCUGAGCUGUAAUUUAAUACAGGUCAUCAGCGCACUUCUUUACAAGUACUACUUCCAUUGUAGUGGGAAAGAUACUUCAAACACUAUUGCAGACAUCUGGCUUACCACUCUGCUGUAUGUCGGCUGAUCGCACACAAGCCUUUUAUCAGGGGAGCAAUGUUCGAAGGGUUGGACUCCAGAGAUACUCAGAAUAAUGGAAAAUACAAACAGCUGCUACCUCUAGUAUUAUUCAGAUUUUAUUUUCUUUUUAUUGAUUGUAAUGUGCUACAGGGGGGGGGAUUUUAAUAUACUGCAUUCAUGUAGCCUGUUUGUGUUCACAUCCUUUCAAAUUAUCGUAAUAAUUACAAGAAAAUAUUAGCUAUACUUGUCAACAGAGCUACAUUUGUACGACUUACUCUUUAUUUUCCUGGAGAUUCUUCACUGACACAAGUACAGUCUGUUAUAUACUGGGUAAUAUUUAAAUAUACUUCUUUUAGUUUUGUUUUUUCUCUUGCUUACUCUCCCUUCUGUUUGGGGUAACCAUUUGAAAAGAGGAGGAUGUGAAAUGGGGUUUUCAAAAGCAUUACUAGACUUUAGUGCUUGGGCCAUAAGUAUCAUUCGUGGGGGUUUGAGAAGGAGAGGGGUUGUUUGGAUUUUUUGUUUUGUUUAAAUCCACAGUUCUUUGUUUUGAGAAAGAAUUGAGGAAAAUAUACUUUCUCACUUUAAAUGUUGGUAAAUAUAUAUAAAAUAUAAAUAUAAAUAUAUAUAUAUAAAUAUGCACAUUCUCAGGUACAUUUUGUUGUGUUUUAGAAAUCUGUGGUUUGAAUAUUAACAUUAUAAUUUUUUUUCCACAAUGAUGACUUGUUAGAAACAUAUGCCAUGCCAUUUUCUUAGAUGCCUCCAAUUUAAAUUUCCCCAGCAUCUACCAAUUUGUGUUUCUCCCAUGUUAGAGACAAUUCAAUGUGUAAAAAAAUAUAUUUCACAAUCAUUCUGGCCUAUUCUACUUUUUCUGUAUCAAAGGGCUUCCAUUCUAUGAAGAAGAAUGAGACCAUACUCACAAGACCUUACUGACUGCUGAGAAAACUGAAGGUCAAAAGCAAAUUGGAAAAGUGAAAAAAAGGGUCAGUACAUUAUAGUUUUACUUUCUGUGGGGCCCAGAUUUAUAAUACAUUCACUUGGGUUUUGUACAGAUCACCAUUUUGCAGGUAGGAAGUGACUGAAAAACACCAACGUUGCUUUUGGAACAUUAGAGAACUUCUCACAUGAACACAUAAUUGUUCUAUAAACAUAUUUGCUUUUGGUUUUAAUUAUUUUAAAUGUUGUGGUAUUUUGUCUAUAGUAUAUAUUGUAAAAUAUAACUAUCCCACAUUGUUAUAAGCCCUUUAUGAUUAGGGUACUUUUUUUCUGACUAGAGUUUUGAUCAGUCCAAACUGGGGUAUUACCUUACUGCUGACCAGUUCUAGAGGGAGUUGUCCUUUCUAAGAAUGUGGAGGCAUCAACUUUGAAAGAAAAGUGGAAAGCCUUGCCUUCUUGUGGAAUUGGAAUAAAAUCACUGCUUCAUGGUAAUUAGGUCCAUCUCUUGUCUUCCUGGAGCAGGUAGUUGUUUAGACCUUCUUAAAAAAUCUGGUUUAUUUUAUUUUAUUUUAUUUUAUUUUAUUUUAUUUUAUUUUAUUUUAUUUUUAGCUGUCAACAGUGUGUUCUGUUAAAUCUAACAAAAUGUUUUAAAAAUGUGUUUGAUCUGUGUGACAACUAUACUGUUCUGUUUAUUUUUAAAAUUCCUAAAGUCCAAAAAAUAUUUAUAUGCAGAAUUUUCUGUAUUGAAAAUAUGAAAAGGCCACAAAUUUGGUUAGUUACCACUGAAUUGUUCUAGUCUAAGCUUUUUUUGCUGCUUGUGUAUCAUUCUUUUUCAAUGUAUAUAUAAUUAUGGACUGCAAAAAAAAAAAAGGCAUUUAUAUGUCUAGUAGAAGGAAUAAGCUUAUUUAUAUUAUAGUGUGUUAACACAGUCUGAUGUAUUCAAGUGACUUAUGUUAUACCGCAUGCAAACACACAAGUGUACAUUCCGUCUAAGAAGGGAUGCCAUGCUAUUUGUUUUGAAUAUGUAACUAAAGCUGUUCUCUUUUCAGUAGAGCAUCUGCCAGAAAGACUGGGAGGUGGGAAUUGUUUCUUAGUCAAUUUUUUUAAUGCUGAUUUUUGCUGAAAACCAGAAAAUGUUUUGGAAAACUAGAGUGCUUUCAGAACUGUGGGUUUUUCUAAGAAGGGCCAGCAAAGGGGCAUAAAUGCUCUUUCACCCAAAGAUACUUUGCUGGAAAAGAUAACAGCACCAAGAACAAAACCCCAUCUGACUGAAAAGUGUGCAGUACCUGCUGUGCCAAGUCAACUCUGAAAUGUAACACAACCGGCUGUUGGUUACAACCUUGUAUUGAUUUGCUUUGGUUUAUUAUAUUUGGAGAUUUGAAAGACAAAUUCUACCUUGUGCAGAUUCUGUGAAAUGCAAAUACAUUUUAAUAACGUGGCAUCCCCAUACUAAAACUUUACACCAGCCAUGUAUGAACCUACAGUAUCUAAAUACUGUGUUGCAGUUGUUACAUGCAUUAAGUGUGAAUAACAUGUAGCACAGUUUCUUUUCACAGAACCUUAAAUUUCUGUAUCUUUUAAAAAUGUUUGCUUUUCAGUAUUUUGUAUAGUAAAUAUAGAUGGUUUUGACUAAAUACUUUAUUUAUUUAACAGCAAAAACUGUGCCAAGAGAACCCCCUGUUAAUUAAAGUUUUACUAGUUCA
This is a messenger RNA of Tyto alba (common barn owl), 4906 nucleotides long. RefSeq names its product NKD inhibitor of WNT signaling pathway 1 (gene NKD1). Gene Ontology annotation, cellular component: cytoplasm. Gene Ontology annotation, biological process: negative regulation of Wnt signaling pathway. The record is from RefSeq and is a predicted model, not a curated record. The coding region runs from base 431 to 1891 and encodes 486 amino acids. Gene Ontology annotation, molecular function: calcium ion binding. The transcript is spliced from 11 exons. NCBI's taxonomy places the organism in Eukaryota, Metazoa, Chordata, Aves, Strigiformes, Tytonidae.